CCCAGGCUCCUUAAAAGUUUCUCUAAAUUUUAACCGUUUUCAGACUUAUUAUUGUGUGAAAAUUGCAUUUUGUCGGGUAGGCACUUAGCAAAGUGGAUGUUGGUGGAUUAUAUAGUUAAUUUUUUCUACAACUGAUAACUUUGGCUGGCGAAGAGCAUAAACUAAGACUGGCUAAUAGAUAAGAGUUGACGAGUGGUCAAUUAGGGGAUAGGACAGUCUGAGAGCCAGAACUGAUGCACUUGAAGCUAUCUUGUUUAAUAUUCUAAGUGCAAACAGGAAAUGGCUAGUCCUGAGAAAAUUGAUGUGGCAAGUUCAGGGGCAAAGGAUGGGGAGGCUGGGGAAGGCCCUGUUGCCAUGGAUACUGAUAAUACAGAAGUGGCAUCUCCGAGCAAAGAUAAAGAUGAAACAGCUGCGGGAAAGACAAAGGAGAGGGACGAAGCAGGAGAUUCUGCUGCUGGAGAAAAUCCGAGUUCAAAGGCACCAUCUGGAUCUGAUGAGGCAGCUACUGGAGUUGGCGACAAGGAGGAUGCAGCUGAUGAAGGAAAGAAACCUGAUAUCGAAGUGAUACAAGAUCGACUACCCGAGGUUGAUAUUGUCAUGUGUUUUGGACGCUGUCAGGAUUGUAUCCGGAAAGCUUGCAAGAAGAUACGGAGCGAGAAUACAAAGACCGAUCUGCUUCUUUGUCAAGAGUGCCUGGAUCUUCACUUGCAAAUCGCCAUUGACGGGGAAAAGAAACUUAACAUCAAUGUAGAGGAGAACCAGAAAGACUCGGAAGAAUAUCCGUCAGAGAAGCGCGUCCCAUGGGAGUGCAAGAACAGGCCAAAUUACACUCCUGCGCAAAAGGCAAAGUAUGUCAAAGAGAAGUAUGGCAAGCGUGUGGCUUUUGACGAAUUAGAUGCUCCAAUCGACAAGUUACAAACGAAAUUUGAGUAUGUAGAGGUGCGCAGUGAUGGAUUGGUUGGUGGGCAAGGGACUAUUGAGCUGUCUAUUCCAGACUUUAAAAAGCCUUCUGCUGCAUCUACUGAAGGAGGUGAUGGUAACGAGAUGGAUGCAACCAGUGGUGACAAGACAAGUUCAGCCAGUGCAGGAGGCGACAGUGGCAAGUUGGAGGCAAGUGCUGAAGGUGGUUACAGUGGCAAGUCGGAGACAACUGCUGAAGGUGGUGACAGUGGCAAGUUGGAGGCAACCGUCGAUGGUGGUGACAGUGGCAAGUUGGAGGCAACUGCUGAAGGUGGUUACAGUGGCAAGUCGGAGGUAACCGUUGAUGGUGGUGACAGUGGCAAGUCGGGGGCAACCGCUGAAGGUGGUGACAGUGGCAAGUUGGAGGCAACUGCUGAAGGUGGUUACAGUGGCAAGUCGGAGGUAACCGUUGAUGGUGGUGACAGUGGCAAGUCGGGGGCAACCGCUGAAGGUGGUGACAGUGGCAAGUCGGAGGCAACUGCUGAAGGUGGUGACAGUGGCAAGUCGGAGGUAACCGUCGAUGGUGAUGACAGUGGCAGGUCGGAGGCAACUGCUGAAGGUGGUGACAGUGGCAAGUCGGAGGCAACUGCUGAAGGUGGUGACAGUGGCAAGUCGGAGGCAACUGCUGAAGGUGGUUACAGUGGCAAGUCGGAGGCAACUGCUGAAGGUGGUGACAGUGGCAAGUUGGAGGCAACUGCUGAAGGUGGUGACAGUGGCAAGUCGGGGGCAACUGCUGAAGGUGACAGUGGCAAGUCGGAGCCAACCGUCGAUGGUGGUGACAGUGGCAAGUCAGAGGCAACCGUCGAUGGUGGUGACAGUGGCAAGUCAGAGGCAACUGCUGAAGAUGGUGACAGUGGCAAGUCGGAGGCAACUGCUGAAGGUGGUGACAGUGGCAAGUCGGAGGUAACCGUCGAUGGUGAUGACAGUGGCAAGUCACAGGCAACCGUCAAUGGUGGUGACAGUGGCAAGUCGGAGGCAACUGCUGAAGGUGGUGACAGUGGCAAGUCGGAGGCAACUGCUGAAGGUGGUGACAGUGGCAAGUCGGGGGCAACUGCUGAAGGUGGUGACAGUGGCAAGUCGGAGGCAACCGUCAAUGGUGGUGACAGUGGCAAGUCGGAGGCAACUGCUGAAGGUGGUGACAGUGGCAAGUCGGAGGCAACUGCUGAAGGUGGUGACAGUGGCAAGUCGGAGGCAACUGCUGAAGGUGGUGACAGUGGCAAGUCGGAGGCAACUGCUGAAGGUGGUGACAGUGGCAAGUUGGAGGCAACUGCUGAAGGUGGUGACAGUGGCAAGUCGGGGGCAACUACUGACGGUGGUGACAGUGGCAAGUCGGAGGCAACCGUAGAUGGUGGUGACAGUGGCAAGUCGGAGGCAACUGCCAAAGGUGGUGACAGUGGCAAGUCGGAGGCACCUGCUGAAGGUGGUGACAGUGGCAAGUCGGAGGUAACCGUCGAUGGUGAUGACAGUGGCAAGUCGGGAGCAACUACUGACGGUGGUGACAUUGGCAAGUCGGGGGCAACCGUCGAUGCUGGUGACAUCGAAAUGACUGAUGCAGACAUUGAAAGGGUUGACGCUCCCAAGACUAAAGCAGCUGUUGAAGGAGGUGACAUUGAAAUGGCCGAUACAACCGUUGAAGGAGAUGAGGUGAAUGAUGAUACCAGUAGUACCAAGGUAGAAAAACCCAAAGGCAGCGUAACCAUUGAAGGGAUCGGCCUUGAGAAGACAACAUAUGAUGCUGAUGUCAUAAGAUUUAUUGGCUUGGCAAACAAUGGCAUGGACUUCUUUGUGCAAAUGAGUAUAGAAGUUGGAGAGUGGAAUAUCAAAAACUACUUCUUUUUAUUGAAUAAUGAUACAACCUUGUUUCAACUUGUCAACAAUGCCAGGAGGAUGAUGUACAUCAUCAGAGGGGAGGAUAAGUAUUCGAGUGACUUCUUGAACUUCAUGGAACCCAUCAAUCGCCUCUGUCAAGUACAAGUGACAAAGAUCAAGAACAAACAAGAUGAGGAAGAUAAUGACAAGAACAUUUAUGAAGGAAAGACAAACAUCCUCUGGACUAAGAACUACCAUGCCAGCCUGGAUCCUGAGUACCUUUGGUUAAAGGAGACAUUAGAAAAAGAAGACAAGGCAUUGCUGUUGGCCUACUAUAACCAUGACGAUAAGGAACGGGACAUUAUAGACGUGGUCAAGCUCCGAUACAAGAAAAUCGAGAAAUGGAUUACGAUACACAUCUUCACAACCAAUGGAUUUGAAUACAAGAUGGAGGCUUGUAAAAAGAAUGACAAGGACUACCUCCUGUUGAAGUCGAAGAUGACAAGGUCUCCAAUAGAUCAGGGAGUCCUGAAAGAUAUUCCAAGAUUUGUUGACAAAGUCAAAUACCUCAUGGAGAUGAUGCAACCAGUGACCUUUGGAAUACGAAAAGAGAGAGAUGAGAAUGAAAAGAGAAUUGAUCAUCUGGGAAAAAUCUUCCGGGAUGCGGAGCAGCAUGUGGCACCUUCACAGGGAGUAGUCCAGGCCGGGGACACUCUUGGGGCAGUGGAUACAGCUUAUGACCCUAGCUUAGCACCAUCUGAUGAGGAGAUGAAGAAAAACUGGGAAGAGUUGUGCAAAGUUUUCAAGGAGAAAGAGAAGUUUGUAUAUGAUGCUUUCGAUGCCACAGGACUUGAUCCUAAUGUCAGAGAUGGCUUUGACCAAUGCGUCAUUGAAGUGCAAACCAAUUUUGAGAUUGGACAAUACGAAUCAGUCAUUGACCAAGCUGGAUCGAUUUUGGAAUACUACAAGAAUACAACAAAUGGCAAGAUAAAACAACUAGUAUCAAGACGUCACCUCAUGAAGUUUAUUCACUUCCUGCUUGUAACGUUGCCUAAUAAGCCGAAGAUGCACAAGACCAUUAAUACGAAGGAUGUGCCUGGACUUGCCCCAAAGGAUGAGGGCUUUAGAAACCUUUGGGAGAAGCUCCGUGAAGCUUUCAACGGAAAAACUGAUUUCCCCACAAAUGCACUCAGUGGAAAAGUUUCAGAUGUUGCUGUGGACAGCGAUGAUAGUUACAAUGAAUAUGCCUCUGAGGUACAGACAUGCUUCUUUACAGAGGAGUUUGGCAAAGCCAUUGAUAUCGCCCGAGCAAUGUUGAAGGAGUUCUACAAGACGGUUAAUCCAAGCAUCAAAGAAAAGGUCAUGGAGAAAAGCCUGCUCAAAUUCAUAUUCAUAACUAUCUUUGGUGUAGAGGCAUUGCCUGGCACAGCAGAUUUCAGGCUACCCACUGAGGUGGAUCAAAGAGUGGUGGAUACGAACGAUGUACCAGGUCUUCAACCAUAUAGUGAGGACAAGAAAGCAGCGUGGACUGACUUCCUAGGGGUUUUUAGAGACAGGACAGAUUUCCCUACAGAUGCACUCAAGGAAACUGGACUCGAUCCAAAUAAUAGGAGAGGCUUUGACGAUUUGGUUGUUAUGAAUAUACAGUUGGACUUUGCCAAUGAGAAAUACAACGAUGUAAUAGAUACAGCCAGGGCCAUGAUGGAGAUUUACCAGCAUUCCACCGAUGUGAUUCUUCGGGUAUCCGCAUCAGAAAGAAGUCUGCUGAAAUUCAUCCACAUGUUGAUAUUCCAAUGGUGCACCGCUUGAACAUUUUAAUGAACAUUUGAAAAUUCACUGAGACUACAUCAUGGAUCCUUUCUCCAAGGACGUCUCUGGGUUGAUCCUAAGUUUCAAAAUACCAUCCAUUUUACCUCUGUGAUCAGGACGUAUAUCUGUUUAGGGCAACAUUUGUACAUUUGUCCUUAUAAGCUGUGGUCCAAAUCAAACAAAUUGAAAUCCGUGACAGCAUUCAGGGGCAAAGUAAGAGUGCUCUUGUCAAGAUGAAUUCCAAUAAAACUUAUUCCGCAUCAACCGGAUACACUGACUUUAAUCAAGAGAAUAUCCAAGUCCAAGAGCAAUUGUUUUAGUAAAACACUUGUCUUCCAAGUGGCCAAGUUUGGUUCCAGGAACUCCAGAGAUUUUCUUCUCAGCCUUUCCUUUGCAAUUGGAGGUGUUUUACUCCAGAAAAUAUUUCACCUCCAAGGCGGGAUGAGCAGUAUUAAUCGAAUUUUCGAGAUUGUGCCAGCUCCAUUUAACAAAUGCUGUAUUUUGUUAAGAAAUAUCUACGGUAUGAGAUAUCUUUUAAGAUAUCUGUUUGAAUUGAUGAUUGCACGCAAAUGUAAAGAGCAAUUAGUAUUUUAUUAAAGUCAAAUAGAUAUUACAUGUAGGUUAAAGUGUGCAUUGCUUGCCAGUAUAAAAAGUAACUUGUAUUUUAUUCCUGUUCCGAAGAGCUAAUAAGAACAAUAUGACAUAGAGAUUCUGUUCGGUGUCUUUCAAUAACGUGCUGCUAAUCUCUCUCAUCAUUUUAGCAAGACAGUGGGGCAACCUGGCCAAUUUCAGUUGGGUUUUGACUGACUAAUUUCUCACACCCCUUUGCUAAGAGAGGGUGGAUCAGCCGGGACUUUUCAAUCUCGUUGUGACUGUAUCGUCUAUUUCUCAGCUCUGACAGCACAGUGGCACUGUCGGCCUGAAUUCAGGCUGGUUGUGACUGUCUCAUUGUUGUAUAGUAAUUGUAAAACCUUUCUUAUGAGUAGCACUGUAAUGUGUAAUUCUUGGAAUUAAGUGUGCGGGAUUAUUGGAAUUGGGUUUAGAUAAGAUACCGGUGGAUAAUCGUGGAAAAUUCCCACGGUCUACUUUUAAUCCUCCAUUCUCCCCAGCGUGAUCAAUUACGUGAUCAAUUACGUCAGCAUUGAUGCGGCUCCUCAUUGGAUGGAGACGCAUCAACGUUGCCCCCUGAUUGGUGCAGACAAAGCUGCGCGUGAAUACAAAACAGCUGUCCGCACACUCUCGGCAGAGAGAGAGAUAGAGAGAGAGCGAGAGAGAGUUAUUCCAGUCUCCCGAGUAUUUCUAGUCACGUGCACGAAUCGUCAUUCCGACGAACUAUUUUAUCAAUUAUGACUUUG
Messenger RNA from Lineus longissimus, 5933 nucleotides. RefSeq lists its product as uncharacterized. Bases 280 to 4578 code for a protein of 1432 amino acids. The transcript has 14 exons. Lineage: Eukaryota; Metazoa; Nemertea; Pilidiophora; Heteronemertea; Lineidae. The record is from RefSeq and is a predicted model, not a curated record.